Molecule: messenger RNA, 893 nt
Organism: Drosophila willistoni
Lineage: Eukaryota; Metazoa; Arthropoda; Insecta; Diptera; Drosophilidae
Exons: 2
Coding region: 16-795 (259 amino acids)
Source: RefSeq, a predicted model, not a curated record
AGUUUAAGGAGAAACAUGUUCGUAAAAAGUUAUUCAAUUACUUUGGUGACCAUCAUUCUUAUAGGAUGGUCUGGAGCGGAUCCUAGUUCCAUGACGGGACAAUCGAAGUUAUACGAACUGAUGUGGAGUACCAGGGAUUUGCAAAACAGCAACCCAUCGCGAUCAUUGGAAUGCUUUCAAUACUACAGCCCAAUCUUUGAUAAUCAUCUAAAGGUAUAUGAAGCUGAGUAUGGCGCGUGCAAAAAUAGGUCUGCUCUGGAAAAAGAAGAUCUACUGGCUAGGUAUAUAUUUGUUGUCGACGAAUUGAACAACUCCUCCAGAAAUGCUUGCCAGGCUUUGAACACAUGCAGCAAGGGUGAAGAUUCAUUGGAGUCCCUAACCUGUUACGAUAAGACGGGUAGCACUAACACCAAUGUGAUGUACAAUGUAUCUACCACGGCUUCUAUUUAUCGCGCUCAGUUGGAGCACCAAAUUCAGACCAUCACCUACAAUGAUGACAUCUGCACGAGUGCGGCACAGCACAAAUAUGAUAGUAAUUUCAAUGCGGCCUAUAUUGAUUUGCAGAAUUGUUUGAAUGGUCUUGCUCCAGUGCCAAAUAAUAAUGUGACCACAACCAGAGAAGGUCCGGCAACAAUAACUACAGAAACGACAGAUGCAGCACCCAAUGCCACGACAAUCCCUCCACUCACCCUGAAACCCGACGAUGGAAAAUCGAACAGCACAGCAAAAAGUCCAAACCAUGGAAUAAUCAGCGAUAUUGACAACAUUAUCAAUAAAAUAGAGCAUUUAGUCUAAGCCAAGAAUUUCGAAAACAAAGAAAUUCCAAAUAACAUAUGUAUGUGUCCAUCUUGACAUGGAAAUAAAGAAUAGAAAUAUAUUUCUAUGAACACUUA